UAGUCUAUGCAUUUUGUCUAUGCUAUAAAAAGCUAAAUAAAAAAAUAGCCAAGCGUUUUGAACAAAAUUAUAACGCUUUAACAAUUUUGCUCAACUUAAUUAACUCCAUGUAUUUGUAACUGAUUACAGCAAGUCCUCAAGAUCGAAUUUAAACAAGGGUUGAAUAUUGUACCUUAAAGAUGGCAGUAAACGUAUAUUCAACUAACGUGACUUCGGAGAAUCUGUCUCGACAUGACAUGUUGGCGUGGGUGAACGACUGCCUGCAGUCCAGCUUCGCCAAGAUCGAGGAGCUGUGCACAGGCGCCGCGUACUGCCAGUUCAUGGACAUGCUGUUCCCCGGCAGCGUGCCCAUGAAGCGCAUUAAAUUCAAAACAAAUCUAGAACAUGAGUACAUACAAAACUUCAAAAUUUUACAAGCUGGCUUUAAAAAAAUGCAAGUGGAUAAGGUAAUCCCCGUGGACAAGCUGAUCAAAGGGAGAUUUCAAGACAACUUUGAGUUCUUGCAGUGGUUUAAAAAGUUUUUCGAUGCUAACUAUGAUGGACGCGAGUAUGAUGCAUUCGAGGCGCGGGGCGGCUUCAUGAUCGGGUCGGGCGCGUGCGAGGCGGGCGUGCCCCUGUGCGCCGGCGCGCUCGCGCCUGUGCCCGCGCCCGCGCAGCGCGUGCGUCGCGCCGCGCCGCCGUCCGGCAUCGGCAAGGCCAACACCACGGUGCGGUCGCCCCCUGUGAACGUCUCCAGGUUAAAUCAAAGUGCGAAAGGUGACUCUAAAGCUCUGGAUGAACUGAACCUUCAGGUAAACGAACUAAAAGCUACAAUAGAUGGCCUCGAGAAGGAAAGAGAUUUCUACUUCGGGAAACUCAGGGAUAUAGAGGUGAUCUGUCAAGAAAUGGAAGAACAGCAGAAUGGCCCAAUUGUUCAAAAAAUCCUCGACAUAUUAUAUGCGACUGAGGAUGGAUUCGCGCCUCCCGAGGAGAUCGACGGGGAAAACCCGCAUCCCCCCGAAGAGGACGAGUAUUGAGCAGGACUUCACAUGUAAUAUCUACGCGUAUCAUAGUGCUCUUUGUAUAUUAACUCUGAGUUAUAUUGCUUAACCAACACCCGUAUCGAGUGCUUAGUAUUUCACAGCCGAUGUACUACAGACCGCAAGAUUAACCCUUUCACUGCGUGUGACGCGCUUCACGCGCUAUGAACUUAGCUAUACUAUACUGGCAAGGUAUCUGCGGUGAAAGAAAACAUUUUAUGUUAGUGUACUUUAUAUAGUAAUUACGGCAAUCCGUCACUAUUUGCUAAAAUACAGCUUGACUUAAGAAUCAAGUGUUGAAGUAAAUUAUAUUUUUAUAAGAGCUCAUAUUUUUGCGUUGUAGGAAAAAGUGCACUAUUAAAACACAAAGUAACUAAAACUGGCACCACUAUUAUGACUUUCAAAAUGAACUAAUACUUUUGAAUUAAAAGGUGCAAUCAUUUUCGCUCAAAUGACUCGUGGAAAACUAAAUAAAUGUACAGUUGUUUUGUCUGUGGCUGUGUCAUACUUAAGCGCAUUACUUUAAACACUGAGCAUUGUUUCUUGACUGAUUCUGUCUAUAUCUGUGUAUAAGUUGUUUCGAUGGUAUGUUGUCUUCUUGUAUUGUUUAGUCUGUGUCGGCGAGGUGUCAACUGUGCAGUGUGGCGCAGAAUGUGUGCUUCUUAAUGUCCUUGUAUUUAUCACUUUGGGCCGCCGGUGCCUAUUUACGUGCAUUUAGUAGGUUGUUAAUUAUGAAAUGUUUACUGUUAUUGUACUUGUUUAAUUCUGUUGAAAUUUCGCAGUUUUCUGAAGUAUAUUGAUAACAAAAUCGUUAAAGUGAUGAACAUGUUAGAUCUGAUGGCCGGGGUCGGUCGUUACCCCGCGACGAUCACGAGCAAUGUAACAUUUUGUAAGUUUGGCAUAACUAUAUUGUUCUAGACGGCUGUGUAAGUGUAUUGUAAGUAAUCGUUCGGCGUUAUUGGUACGGGCCCAGUAUUAACCGAUGUAGUUAAGACUAAAGGACAUUAAUUUAACCGAGAUAUCCAUAAUGGUCCGUGUAAAGAUAUAUACUACAGUUAUUAACAUAGUAAACCAAUACACGAGAAUAAUUAAUUUGUCUGUCCUUUUUUCAAUAGAAUUAACUAAAUCAAUAGAAAUAACUUUGUCACGUUUUCCUAUGAUAGCGUGCUUGCAGUUGCACCCAGGCUAGGUCGAUCAGAAGUUGAAUCAUAUUCCUAUUAGGCGAGAUAUUUGAGUAGAUUUAGGUUAUUGACAUGAUAUCGUUUUCUUAAUUACAUGUUUACAUAUAUAUUCAUACUACUAAUUAUUAAUUUAAUGAUUGCAGUUGUAGGCUCUAUGCAGUAGAUACAUGUCCUUGCGAAACAAAAUUAAUACUUGGUAAAAACCAUGAUUAAGUUGGUAACAAAACGAUUGAAUUGAAAUAUUAAUAAGUACUCUCAUGAAGCCUGAGUAAGAUAUAAUGAAAAUUGUAUUUUAAGAUAGAGGGCUAUGUAAAAAUUAUAAACGUAUAUUACAAGUGUAUUACAAAAGAAAUAUAAAUCAAUAUGAACAGAUGGCCAAAUGUGGCCUCGGCUACUUAAACAAACCUUAAUUAAAUUGUGCCCGAGUCUGCCCUAUAAAUGAUACUAUUAUAAUUUGCAAACAUUUCCUUUACAUAUAAUACAUUAUUAAUACCCAUAAAUCUGGAAUGUUCGCAAAUGUCCAGAUAUUUCAUGUUUUUGUAUAUUUUAUCAUUUUAAAUUUGUGUAGGUAUCUAAUAACUUUUAGAUAAUAUAUAAUAUAAUAAAACUUUAUAUCAAAAUUAUGCAUGAACAAAAUAAGGAGCCUAAUAGAUUUUAGCACAGUAAUUAUAAAAUGUUAAAUACUUUAACGAUGUGCUAAUACUGAAAUUGAGGAUGACACCAACAAUUUGUUGCCAGAAAUUUAUUUUAACUUUUGCAUAUAUGAACUGCCUUAACAUCUGAUUUCCAAUGCAUCUAAUUUCAGAUUGUAAAUGUCUUAUCAAAUAAAUAAAUCUUUAUUAUAAA
This is a messenger RNA of Cydia pomonella (codling moth), 3046 nucleotides long. RefSeq names its product microtubule-associated protein RP/EB family member 1-like (gene Eb1). NCBI's taxonomy places the organism in Eukaryota, Metazoa, Arthropoda, Insecta, Lepidoptera, Tortricidae. The coding region runs from base 180 to 1016 and encodes 278 amino acids. Gene Ontology annotation, molecular function: microtubule plus-end binding. Gene Ontology annotation, cellular component: cytoplasmic microtubule; microtubule organizing center; microtubule plus-end. The transcript has 6 exons. The record is from RefSeq and is a predicted model, not a curated record. Gene Ontology annotation, biological process: protein localization to microtubule plus-end; regulation of microtubule polymerization or depolymerization; spindle assembly.